Molecule: messenger RNA, 1314 nt
Organism: Aspergillus pseudoviridinutans
Lineage: Eukaryota; Fungi; Ascomycota; Eurotiomycetes; Eurotiales; Aspergillaceae
Product: flavin monoamine oxidase family protein
Exons: 1
Coding region: 1-1314 (437 amino acids)
Molecular function (GO): oxidoreductase activity
Source: RefSeq, a predicted model, not a curated record
AUGGAGAUAUUUGACGUCGCCGUCAUUGGAGCUGGGAUGGCUGGAAUCACGGCUGCUCGUGACCUUAGCAUGAAAGGCUUUUCUGUCGUUCUUCUCGAAGCGCGGGACAGAGUGGGCGGCCGAACCUACCUGGAGCAGGCUCUUGGCGACAGCAUCGAGCUCGGCGGUGCUUAUGUGCACUGGACCCAGCCGCAUGUGUGGCAUGAACUGCAAAAGCAUGGGAUCGGGAUUUUGCCCCCACUUUCUACCAGCAAAGCUUACUGGCUGGCAGAUGGGAAUAUGCACUCCGGGACGGAGCAGGAAUACUACGAUGUCCUGGACCCCGCGAUGGCGCAACUCUUUGCCGAUGCCCGCGCCCGCUUUCCGCUUCCUUGGAUGAUCAACGCUGUUGAAAAUAGCGACAUGGAAUGCGAAACCAUCGAGGACCGCAUUAACUCGUUGGGGCUUGACUCCUAUCAUCGGGAUGUCCUUGACAGUGCCCUGGCAGGCGUAGUCCACAACCACAAAGUUCACGGCAUCGCGCAGCUGCUUCACUGCGUCGCAACCUACUUUGGUGAUUACAAAGCUUUCUUUGAGACUGCGAGCUUCUGGGCCAUCGACGGUGGCACCAAACGCCUCAUAGACGCUAUCCUCUCAGAAUCGACUGCUGAGCUCCGCCUCUCGACCCCCGUCAGUGCUAUCCAGGAUCGCGGCUCGCAGGUAUCGAUCACCACGCGUGCCGGUCAGAGAAUUCUGGCGCGCGCGGCAAUUGUUGCAGUGCCGGUCAACACGCUCGGCGACAUCAAAAUUUCGCCUAGCCUCCCCCAUCCCGCCAGUACUAUGGUCGCAGAGAAGAACCCCGUCAUGGCAAGCAAGAUCUGGGCCCGGGUUCGAGGUGAGAUCGAACCGUUCACUGGGUUCGCCCCCGUUGGCAAGCACCCCCUCAACGCGGUCCGGACGGAGCGCUACCAUGAUGGCGAUACACUCAUCAUGUGCAUUUGCUCCGACGCGGCCGCAAUUCGUGGAGAUGAUCAAGUGGCGGUGCAGAAUGCGCUGCGGAAAUUCGUUCCUGGCAUCGAAGUGAUCGAAAUAGCCUCCCACAGCUGGGUCGAGGAUGAAUUCUCCAAGGGCGGCUGGAUGAUGCACCGGCCCGGGCAUAUGACCGGUGGCGCAGCUCACAUUCGCCAGGGUCAUGGUCGCAUCCGCUUCUGUGGCGGUGACAUUGCGGCCCUUGACGUUGGCUCCAUCGAGGGCGCUAUGGCGUCGGCUGCUGCUGCUGCUCGCGACACCGCUGCUGUACUAUCCACUGCAAAGACGAGAAGCUUUCGCCUGUAA